AUGUCCCAGACAGAACCAAGAUGGAUCUUUUGCUCCGGCAACGAGCAUGUGAAUGCGGAAGAUCUUCACCUUAACCAUGCUGUGGCGACAAACCAUAGCCUAAUAAUCCCCCUACGAUUCCGAUUCGUCAAGCAGGAUCCCAUCUUCAACGAGGUCACCAGGAAGCAUCCAGUUUUCCAGGAUGUUAUCUGGCUUCCAUCCGACCAUCGCGACCUAUCCGAGAAGAUUCAGAGCAAUCUCCAUUACCGUCUGAACAAGAAACAACCCAAACGUCGUCAUUGGUACUUCCCAUGGUGCAGACAGCAAGAGCUGGACAUCGGAUUCAGACUCUUUAUCACCUACGAGGCAGGAUGUGAAGAAGUUAUCAACGAGAACGAAGUCAACAAGGCCAACUGGCCAGACAUUCUAACGUUGCUUCGUUGCCAAAGACCGCACCAAGCAGUGUUCCACGUCGAUUGGUGGUUUAAGGGAGAGAAGAUGACUCGCGAGGUCGAAUAUCUUGGAGACGAGAAGAUGUAA
This is a messenger RNA of Aureobasidium subglaciale EXF-2481, 519 nucleotides long. RefSeq lists its product as uncharacterized. The record is from RefSeq and is a predicted model, not a curated record. The transcript has a single exon. The coding region runs from base 1 to 519 and encodes 172 amino acids. NCBI's taxonomy places the organism in Eukaryota, Fungi, Ascomycota, Dothideomycetes, Dothideales, Saccotheciaceae.